UCUCUCAGGAAACUUCAAGUCUCUCUCUCUCUCUCUCUCUCCUCUGUGUAUAUAAGAAAGUGGUGAGUAGGCUGGUCGGCAGACAGGGAGAAACUAUACUAGCGUACUGUAGAUGCGGAGAGGUGCGUGUUGUGAAAUGUGACUCGGGCGGCAGCGUGGGAUUUACAGGAUGAUUGACAGUUACCUGUGCUGAGUCACGCAGCAGAAUGCCUGGUGUGCCCCGUGGGGCCUCGCAACACCACACUGCGCCCGUAGCCUGUGCGAUCAUCUGUUCCUGGCUGUUGAUCCUCAUCCAUCCCGCCUUUUGCCAAAAACCAGCAAAGUUGCCUCUGGUGGGCCGUAAGCCUUUCCUGGCAGCAUGGAACGCCCCGUUGGACAUGUGCACGCUGAAGUACAAAGUCAAUGUCAGUCUUGAUCUCUUCCACAUCAGCGGAAGUCCACGAGCAGUCCACACGGGUCAGAAUGUCACCAUCUUCUACGCCAACCGUCUGGGCUACUACCCUUUCUACAACGAGGAGGGGGUACCCAUCAACGGAGGCCUACCUCAAAACAGCAGCCUCAAAGAGCACCUCCGCAAAGCCAGAAAAGACAUAGCGCACUUUAUACCUUCCGAAGACUUCCGUGGCCUGGCUGUAAUCGAUUGGGAGUACUGGAGACCGCAGUGGAGUCGAAACUGGGAAAAGAAGGACAUUUACCGCCAGCGUUCCCGCGAGCUGAUCGAGCAGGCCUACGUUAACGUAACGCAAGAGCAGGUACAGGAACUUGCGCGCUUGCGGUUCGAGAAGACUGCCAAGGAGUUAAUGCGGAGCACGCUGCAGCUCGGCACGCAAACCCGUCCGAAUGGGCUCUGGGGUUUCUACCUGUACCCUGACUGCCACAAUUACAACGUGCACGCACACGACUACAACGGCACGUGCCCUCAGCAGGAGAGAGUUCGGAACGACGAGCUGUUUUGGCUGUGGAACAGCAGCACUGCCCUUUUUCCGGCACUGGCUAUACGCAAGGGCCACACAGACAGCGUUCGCAACCUGCACUUCUCGAAAAAUAGAGUGCUGGAGUCACUGAGGCUAGCCUCCCUUACCUCACUGCCUUAUGACCUGCCUAUAUAUGUAUACACACGGCUGGGCUACAGGGAUGAUGCCAUGGCAUUUCUGACCCAGAAGGAUUUGAUACACACAAUAGGAGAAAGUGCUGCUCUGGGUGCAGCAGGUUUCGUCAUGUGGGGGGAUCUCAACCUCACGUCCUCAAGGCACAACUGUUCCAAAGUCAAGGCGUUUCUAAACCACAGACUGGGACAGUACAUCACUAACGUUACCCGGGCAGCUGAAGUCUGUAGUGACUCCCUGUGUCAGUCCAACGGACGCUGUGUCCGCCGAGACCCGGAGGAGCCACACUACCUACACCUGAGCCAAUCAAGCUACCGCAUCCACUCCAACAGGAACGGCACGUUCAGAGUGACCGGCUGGCACUCUCAGCAAGAGCUCCACCUGCUGGACAAGAGGUUCCGCUGUCACUGUUACCAGGGGUACAGGGGCGACCGCUGCGACAGCAUAGAGUCAGAGGAGAAAGAAGAAGACAAUAUGAUCAAAGAGAAUGUGGAGGAGGUGAUGGAGGAGGUGAGGGAGGACAUGAGGGAGGAGGAACAUGAGGAGCAAGAAGAUACGAGGGAUGCAGCGGUGCAUUUAGAAAAAGCCCUCAUUCUGACUGUUCUGCUCAUCUUCUUAAACUUUGUUUGUAUUCAAGAGUGAAACACGUAAUUUCUGUACCACUGGCAGGGGUGGACUGGGAAGCAAAAACAUCCCACAUCGGCCCUCCACCAUUUCUG
Molecule: messenger RNA, 1825 nt
Organism: Triplophysa rosa
Lineage: Eukaryota; Metazoa; Chordata; Actinopteri; Cypriniformes; Nemacheilidae
Gene: hyal4
Product: hyaluronidase-4
Exons: 4
Coding region: 207-1748 (513 amino acids)
Biological process (GO): carbohydrate metabolic process; hyaluronan catabolic process
Molecular function (GO): hyalurononglucosaminidase activity
Source: RefSeq, a predicted model, not a curated record